Molecule: messenger RNA, 1030 nt
Organism: Aspergillus ibericus CBS 121593
Lineage: Eukaryota; Fungi; Ascomycota; Eurotiomycetes; Eurotiales; Aspergillaceae
Exons: 1
Coding region: 91-912 (273 amino acids)
Source: RefSeq, a predicted model, not a curated record
CGAUCCUCUCCACAUCUCCGGAGGACUAUCUAUACCAUCACAUACAUCUUCCUCUAUACUCCUCUUCCAUCCCAUCCAUGCCCUCCGUUCAUGCCCUAUUUCACCCUUGACCACACCCCGUCCAACAAUCCCACCGGCUUAACACGGCACUUGGACACCACCGUCGAAGAAUAUGUCUUCCCCAUCCUCAUCGCCCUGGCCUGGUGCAAUGCCAUCGAGCUGGUCAUCCUCUGCCUCAACACCUUCAAACGCUACACCGGCUCCUAUUUCUGGAGUCUCAUGAUCGCCGCCAUCUCCAUCCUCCCUUUCGGCCUCGGCUACCUCCUCAAAAUGUUCGCCAUCACCUUCACCCACUACUUCCUCGAGAUCGUCAUCGUCGACAUCGGCUGGGCCGGCAUGGUCACCGGCCAAUCCCUCGUCCUCUGGUCCCGAUUACACCUCGUCCUGCGCCAUAAACGUCUCCUCCGCGCCCUCCUCUACCUCAUCAUCAUCGACGGCCUCCUCCUCCACACCUCCAGCACCGCCCUCGAACUCGCCGUCAAUGCCCUCCCGGACUCUCCCGCCGUGAACCUCGGCUUCGGCAUCAUCGAACGCAUCCAACUCGUCUGGUUCUGCGUCCAGGAACUUCUCCUCUCGGGGAUCUAUAUCCGGGAGACGGUUAAAAUGCUUCGGAUGGACUCUGGGGGGUUGUCCCGGAGUGUGUUGGUGCAGUUGCUGCUCGUGAAUAUCCUCAUCAUCAUCCUGGAUUUGUCCGUCGUGGCCAUUCAGUAUGCCGGGUACUUUACCUUUCAGGUUACCUUCAAGGCGUUGGUGUAUAGCAUCAAGCUGAAACUCGAGUAUGUCAUUCUGGGCCGUUUGGUCGAUGUUGCGUAUAUUAGGACGCAGGCGGAGACGCCCAGGUUUCGAUUUUGAUACCCAUAUCCAUACCCAUACCCAUAUUCGCUUUAUUGUCACGUUGUGUUUUAAUAAAUAGAUCGAUAGAUUAGAUUUGUCGUUAGAUGUAUAUAUAUCCCAGUUCAGGUCAUUUACU